Molecule: messenger RNA, 7318 nt
Organism: Misgurnus anguillicaudatus (oriental weatherfish)
Lineage: Eukaryota; Metazoa; Chordata; Actinopteri; Cypriniformes; Cobitidae
Gene: gli1
Product: GLI family zinc finger 1
Biological process (GO): smoothened signaling pathway; regulation of transcription by RNA polymerase II
Cellular component (GO): nucleus
Molecular function (GO): RNA polymerase II cis-regulatory region sequence-specific DNA binding; DNA-binding transcription factor activity, RNA polymerase II-specific
Source: RefSeq, a predicted model, not a curated record
GAGAGAGAGAGAGGGGGGGUGGUCUCGCAUUCUCGUGCUGUAACUUUGGGCUCCAGGGACCCGCAGCACUGAAUGUGGAUCUCCGUCGCUGAUCCUAAAAUCCAAACUUUACAGGAAAAGUUUUGUGGUGCUAUGCGCGAGGAGACGGACAAAAAUAUUCCCAUCAGAAUGAAGUGAAGAGUUCAGAUCCUCCUCAUCAUCUGCAUCAGUGUGUGUGUGUGGGACAGAGGGGCUUUAUUGGAAAUUCUCGAACCCCCAUUGGGACGCUCUCGGCUUUCAGCUCCGCGCGGCGCAAGUUUUCCAGGGAAAUUUCGGUUUUGCUGGGAUCAUUGUGGGAUCAGACGGACGGAUGAAGGAGGAAUCGAGUCUUGUGAGGGGUUCGGGGGUGUGCCGGUCUCAAUGUUAGUGGAUAUGCAGCCACAUCAGGGGCUGUACCACUACGACAACACUGCCAAUCAACCCACCAAAGGACUGGCUCCUUCAGUGAGAUCUCAGUACAGUGAGGUGUCAUCUGUAUGUGUGGCGCUCCCCAGUGGUCAAUCUCCAGACAGCAGAGAGAUGUACAACCCCUCAAUGACCCCUGGAGCCUGUAUGGACCCCUAUAUGCGGCCCCCUCAUGCACCUCCACCCCACAGCAUGAUGGGACACCGCAGUAUGCCACCACCAGAGGGUGGCAGCGGUGCCCCCUACUGUAACCAGAACAUGAUGUCAUCUCAUCACAGUCAAACAGGAUUAGAACACAUGAGCUUAGGAGACGCAUCAUGUUUUGCUACACCUCGCUCCAUGUUAAAGUUGAGUAAGAAGCGUGCACUGUCGAUUUCUCCUCUGUCUGAUGCCAGCGUGGACCUGCAGACGGUUAUACGCACAUCUCCCAACUCACUGGUAGCGUUUGUUAACUCUCGCUGUGGGCAAAAUGCUGCCAGCUCAUAUGGACAUCUUUCUGUGGGUACCAUGAGUCCAUCGUUGGGUUAUUCCAGCUCAAUGAACUAUCAGUCCAGACAUCAGGGGAACAUUUACAGCGGUCCACAUGCUCACUCUUCUCAAUCCUGCCACGGACCUCCACCUCGCCUGCCUCCCCACAACCCCAGACUUCAUGUUACCCCAAAACACACACAUAUGAAAACAGAACCUGUUCUGGGUUGUGUGAUGGACAGCAUUAACAUUAAGAAUUUAGAGGAACAUUCAGAGGGAGAUGUGGCGAGUCCAUCAUCAACUGGAACCCAGGAUCCUCUUCUGGGUCUACUAGAGGGCAGAGAUGAUCUCGAUAAAGAGGAGAAACCCGAACCAGAGGCCAUAUAUGAGACCAACUGCCACUGGGAGAGCUGUAGUAAAGAGUUUGAUACCCAGGAACAACUCGUACAUCAUAUUAAUAAUGAGCACAUACACGGGGAGAAGAAAGAGUUUGUGUGUCACUGGCAGGACUGCUCUCGAGAACAGAGACCGUUCAAGGCUCAGUACAUGCUGGUCGUCCAUAUGCGUCGACAUACUGGAGAGAAACCUCACAAGUGCACUUUUGAAGGCUGUAAUAAAGCGUACUCUCGUCUGGAGAACCUGAAGACUCAUCUGCGCUCACAUACUGGAGAGAAACCGUACGUGUGUGAACACGAAGGCUGUAACAAGGCUUUCUCCAACGCAUCAGACCGUGCCAAACACCAGAACAGAACACACUCCAAUGAGAAACCAUACGUCUGUAAGAUUCCUGGCUGUACGAAGCGCUACACUGACCCAAGCUCUUUAAGAAAGCACGUGAAAACAGUACAUGGACCUGAGGCUCACAUCACUAAAAAACACCGUGGGGACACUGGUCCACGUCCUCCAGGCUCUGGAAUAACCCCUGCAGGUCCUGAACUGCUCAUAGAAAAAGAGGAGCGAGGCAGAGAAGAUUGCAAAUUACUUGCUCCAGAGUCUGCAUUGAAAUCUCAGCCAAGUCCAGGUGGACAAUCUUCCUGCAGUAGUGAACGUUCCCCGCUAGGAAGCGCUAACAACAACGAUAGUGGGGUCGAAAUGAACCUGAAUGCAGCAGGCAGUCUUGAGGACCUGACAACACAAGAGGAAAACGGGAACAGUGUAGCGGUCGAGUCCGGCGGUGGUGGUGUUGGGUCAGGGGGAAUGUGCAUGUCCGUUCAGGCCUUAAAGAGGCUGGAGAACUUGAAGAUUGACAAACUGAAGCAGAUUCGCCGACCAACACCACCUGGGCGGUGUUCAGGAAAUAAACUACCAGCUCUCUCAGCAACAGGAGAGAUGAUUGGCAUGUGUGCGCCCUCACCCUUGCUCUCUAACCGUCGUGUAAUGGAGCUUUCAGGCCCUGAACUGGGAGGAGUUACUGGGAUGGGUAUGCCAUGUCCACCAAACGAUCGACGUGGAAGCGGCACUAGUAGCCUCAGCUCUGCCUACACCGUGAGCCGGCGUUCCUCCAUGGUCUCUCCCUAUCUGUCAAGUAGACGAUCCAGCGAUGUGUCCCAAGUCGGUCAGAGUGGUCACUGCCAGUCUGUGAUGGGUACUGACGUACCUGGUGACCAAUUAUCUCCUCAGAACAGCCAAAGACCUGGAUCUUGCCAGAAUGUUGGUGGGUUGCCAGGUCUACCAAGUCUCACCCCUGCACAACAGUAUAGUUUGAAGGCUAAAUACGCAGCAGCAACUGGCGGCCCACCUCCCACACCCCUACCCAACAUGGACCAACCUGGCACCCCUGGCAGACACGUUGCAUUCCUGAGAGAAUGCCACAGUCAGCCUCUUCCUCCAUUUCUGCAGCAGGGGGGCACAAGGAGGCACAGUGCGAAUGCUGAAUACGGCACAGGAGUGAUGUACCCACAUCAGGCACCUGGUAACAAUACAAGACGUGCCAGUGAUCCGGCACGCUCGGGGAGUGACACGCAUGGCUUGCCCAAGGUGCAUCGGUUUAACAGCCUGAAUAACGUGUCUCUCAUGAGUCGACGCAAUGCAUUGCAGCAGUGUGGGUCUGACAGUGGUGCAAGCAGACAUAUGUACUCGCCGCGUCCGCCAAGCAUAACCGAAAACGUCAUGAUGGAGGCCAUAGCCAUGGAAUCUCAUGGGAACACCACCAUGGGCUACCAGCAACACCAGAACCACCCUCACAAUGCCAGUCAGCUCUCUCCUGGUCAAGAAGGCCUAGGAUGUAUGGAUCAAGUCUACCAGCCACAGAUGCAAAGUCAGUACCAGGGCCACCGUGAGGGAAUCUGUGCCGGCGGGGUAAUGGGUCAUACUGACAUUGCAAACAGUCUUCUACAGCAAGCAGAGUACAGCAUGAGCACCUGUCAGUUAAGCCCCUCUGGCCCACACUACCCCAGCCAGGGGCAGCCAAGCGAUGGGCCCUGGGGACAGACCAGUCAGCUUCAUAGCCCACAGGCAGGCAUGCAAUACCAGUCUACAGGCAUGCAGGGACAGCAAUACCCUCAACAGGGUGUAUAUGACCCCACCUCUGAUCCUAGCCAUCAGAGAGUUACGAUAAAACCAGAGCAGUUUCAUUCCUCCAUUGGAGGAUCCAGCUCCUGCCAGAACACCAAAACUCUACACCAGCAACGUCUUACAGGGAACCUGCAGGGAUAUCCUCCACAGUCACAAGCCCAGAGCCUAAUCGGAAGGUCCUCCAAUGCCAGUUGUGACUUCCAUCAUGGCCAGAUGGGUACUCAAGCCGGUAUGCAGCAACAGUGCCAGACUGGAUCAUUCCCAAGCAGUGGAGGUAUAAGCCUCGGCUGUGCAGGUUCUGCGUUGACAGAAAGCCGCAGAUCGCAGACGCCGAUGCAUCAAAUGAAGGAGAUGAUGGUGCGAAACUAUGUGCAGUCGCAGCAGGCUCUUAUGUGGGAACAGCAGCAGGAACAAAGGGUAUCCGAUGGCCUUUCUGGGAAGCCAGAAGGCAUGGACAUGGGAGGACAAACGGCAAUGAUGCAACACAGUCCGCAACAUCAACAAACUAACCAGACCCUUUAUCACGGCACCAGUUACCAAGGCUACCCAAAUCAGAACACAAUGAGUCCACCUCAUAAUCGAAUUUCUGCUUCAGUGCCAAUGAAAGAGCUUACAGGUAAUAUACAGGGCUCCUGCUAUGGGCAGGACAUGGUGCCACGCCCGCCUCGAAAGCCUCUGAGUCGCCAAAACAGCCUCUCCCAGCAGACAAAUGGAGCGUACCUGGGCAGCCCACCUCAACUCAGCCCCGUCCACUCCACCGCCAGUCCCAGAAGAGCCGUGCGGUUACCACCGGUUCAGCAACAGCAGCAGCAUUCGGAAAACUUCAAUAAUAACAAUGCCUUGUACUACUCGGGCCAGAUCCACAUGCAUCAUGACGUAGUGAAGACGUUGGAACCCCAAGAUGGUCCAUGCAUGGCCCAGCAGCAUCUGACAGGCUUAGACCCUGCUACAAAAUCAAUGGCCUACUCGGAGCCUGCACCCAUGUCCAAUGCCUUAGAAAACCUGGACUUGGAGAAUGCUCAGAUUGACUUUGCUUCUAUUAUUGAUGACCCGGAGCCUUCAUCUUACAGUCCAAUCAAUCAACCCAUGGGACACCACCAAUGCUCCUCUCAGACAUCGUCUCGUCUCACCACACCCCAGACGUCCAUUACGCUACCCAGUGGCCUCUCCAAUAUGGCCAUCGGGGACAUGACCUCUAUGUUGACAUCUCUUGCUGGAGAGAACAAAUAUUUGAACACUCUGUCUUAAGUGUUUUUUCCUAUAAUUGGGUCCUACCCAUCUCUUAAUUCCCGUCUACACACAAGUGAGCAUGUGGACUAAAUGCUCCUUUAUGGGUUGGAUGUCCCUACAUGGAAUCUCAGAUUUUGUGUGUUUGGUGUAAUCAUUCUGAUGGUGUAAAAUAUAAUGUUAGCGGCUCUACCACAAGGGCCUAAAACUAUUAUUGACCGGGCAUUCCAGACACUACUGUGAGACUGAAAUCUUUGUUAAAAUGUAAAUAUAAGCAUUGGACUGUAAAUGGGUGGCAAGAUAAAAAAAUAUAUCUUUUCGAGACAUAUCUAGUAUUGGGCUGGCAAAGACGCCACAUGGGAAUCACAUAACGAUAUUGAAAUGUAAAGCAUAGUAGUGACUAUGUGAAGGAAGCUGGUUUCAUUUGUGGGUACGCUGUUGGCAUUGUUCCUAUUAGUAUUAAUACAGACAAGACUCAAGUGCCUUUUAUCACUGUGGCCUAAAUGCUUGAUAAGCCACAGGUACUACAUGGCAGAGAUAAAGACAUAAAUAUUGUGACAGAUGGACAUACACAUAAACACAGAGUAUUAAAAAUAUAUAGCUAAAAGGGUGUUACUCAUAGCUAACUGUCAUAAUGACAGAUUAUAGGACUGGCAGUAUUUUAAGUCUUGUUAAUAAUCUUUCUAGGUAUAGGCAACAUUGAACCUUUGAGCCUUAACAUUUAUUCAAAAGUUUAAUGUUUGUUUUUCUGAUUAUUUGACUAGUCUUCUUUCAGACAGGUACAUUAAAUGGUAACGGCACUGAGUUACGUUUUUUCUAAGGUUUUCCUUUGUCUGCGCUGCGCUACAUUACCCAAGCUAACAUGCAUAUGCAUUGCACUGACAACAGCACUGAGCUGAGGAAAGUCAUAAAUAUAUACAGAAUAUAUAUAUAUUAAGAUUCUAUAUAGUAUGGCAGUUACAUAUAGUGAAGGUACAUGAUAGGCCAGAAACCCUCUUAACACAGGUACGCAAACAUAAAGGCAAACUAGAAGUCUUCAUGGGUCCACUUACAUCCGAAAACCUGAGGUCAGAGCGGCUUCGAAUCUAAAAGUUUUACAUGUGCCACGGACACGGGUCGUGUAUGAUAUUAGCGGCAUCGGGUCUCGGGUAAUUUAAAAUGAAUGUGUUUUUGCCGAACGGACCCGAGAAGAUCUUGUGUGUGUUCAUCCAAUCCUUUUUUUAUGCCUCCAUCGUGUGGCUGGCGGUAGGUUCAUUUUCAUUGAGCCAGACCUGUCAAUCAAUUUUGAAUGCACAUUUUAGCCGUAACCUUGGCGUCAUCGUCAGAUAGCAGGGAGACAAUUUGGUUGCGAAGCCACUGGGUUUCUUUCUGCCUGAUGGAUGCAUGCAGGGCUGCAGACUGCAAACACAUCGGGUGAAGUUUACAUUCGGGUCCAGACGUAAUUAAAAAAUUGCCACUGAGUCGGACUUGGGUCUAAAUGUCUCUGGUUUGUCUCGAGUCGGGUCUUUCUUUUGAAAGAAAUUAUGGUAAUACUUUAUUUUAAGGUGUCUUUGUUACACAUACUACCUGUAAUUAUUAUAGUAAUAACAGUUAAUUAUGCAUAUUUACAUGCAUCUAAACCAAACCCUUAUCCUAACCCCAACCCUAUAGUAAGUACAUGUUGUUAAUGAUUAUUACUUAGUACUUAAAUGUAUAAUUACACUGUAACAGUGAUGCCGUAAAAUAAAGUGUGACCGAAAUUAUUUAUGCACCUUGUGUUCGGGUAAAAGUGAUUCGGGUCAUUUUGGGUUGGGUACAUUUCUUUGCAUCCAAGAAGACCUCUAAUUGCAAGACCAUGAUUCUGUUGAACAUACUUAUGUAAUUAUGUUGUUCUUGUGUUGUUUUAGCAAUAACAGACUUAAGUACUCAAGAAGACAAUACAGUUGCCUUCAAAAUUCAGUGCCAUUAAACCAUAAGUGUUAUUAUUCAGCUAGCAAAUUAUUAGCAUCGACUUUAACAAACAUGCUCAACGUGUCUGUUCUCAGGUUUAUAAAAAAAGAAAGAAAACUGACCAUAACGUAAAAAUAGUUGCUUGCUAUUGCACCCUUUGUGUAACCACAGACUAAAUCAUGCUUAGUAGUUAGAUCCAUCUGUGUUUACAUACUUGUGUAGAGUAUGAAGCUUUUGGUUUUAUGUCCUCUAUUGUUUCUACACGUUGUCUACAUUGUGUGUAAUCAGUUUAAAGAUUUUUUUAUCAAGCGAGUGUUAUAGAGGGAUAUAGUAUGAUUUCAAGUCUUCAAAAAUCCCAGUUUCUGUGGCAUACCAAAGAGAAGUGGCACUGAGAAAGUGCAAACACGCUCCUGAUACUAAUAAGAUUCUCAUGUGCGUCCAUAUUGCUGUGACAACGAAUGUAAAGGAGUCCUUUUUAUCACUUGCUUAUUUUGUAAGGAUAAAGACAUGUUGUGGUUUGUGCAUUUCUGUGUGUUUUUAUAUCUGUCACAGUUCACUUAAACUUUUUUUGCUGGCAAAAGUUCAUAAACUAGUAACAAUUUUAUGAUAUUAGCAAUAAUCUCAUCUAUUUACGAAGAAACUAAGUGAUAUUUUUGCGUACCGUUUUCUACAUUUUUGUACAAAGGUACUAUAUUAUACCAGUUUAUAAAUAAACAGAGCCUGUGAUGGAAGAAAA